Vicia faba (fava bean) is the source of this 483-nucleotide messenger RNA. NCBI's taxonomy places the organism in Eukaryota, Viridiplantae, Streptophyta, Magnoliopsida, Fabales, Fabaceae. The record is from the annotation of a GenBank genome assembly.
AUGGAAACAACUUUUUGUAAUUAUUGUGCAGUGGACAAACCGAAAAAAGCUGAUCCUAAAGCUCAGGCCUUGAAGACAGCCAAGGCUGUGAAGUCAGGUGGCCAAGUGAUUAAGAAGAAAGCAAAGAAGAUCAGAACAACUGUCACAUUUCACCGGCCAAAGACUCUGUCGAAGGACAGAAACCCGAAGUAUCCUCGCAUUAGUGCAACACCAAGAAACAAGUUGGACCACUAUCAAAUACUUAAAUUUCCUCUAACUACCGAGUCUGCAAUGAAGAAGAUUGAAGAUAACAAUACCCUUGUUUUUAUUGUCGACCUCCGUGCUGACAAGAAGAAAAUUAAAGAUGCUGUGAAGAAAAUGUAUGACAUUCAGGCCAAGAAAGUGAACACUUUGAUCAGGCCUGAUGGUACGAAGAAAGCCUAUGUUCGGUUGACUCCAGAUUAUGAUGCAUUGGAUGUUGCUAACAAAAUCGGUAUCAUUUAA